Messenger RNA from Camelus dromedarius (Arabian camel), 2207 nucleotides. It is a transcript of the gene NEFL, whose product is annotated as neurofilament light chain. The record is from RefSeq and is a predicted model, not a curated record. Gene Ontology annotation, cellular component: intermediate filament; axon; cytoplasm. Gene Ontology annotation, biological process: neurofilament bundle assembly. The transcript has 4 exons. Bases 107 to 1777 code for a protein of 556 amino acids. NCBI's taxonomy places the organism in Eukaryota, Metazoa, Chordata, Mammalia, Artiodactyla, Camelidae. Gene Ontology annotation, molecular function: structural constituent of postsynaptic intermediate filament cytoskeleton.
CGCGCCGAGCCGCACACAGCCAUCCAUCCCUCCCUCUUCCUCUCUCCCUCGUUCUUCUCUCUAGGCCCCCAUCGCCGCCGCCGGCUGGGGGACACCGACCGCCACCAUGAGUUCCUUCAGCUACGAGCCGUACUACUCGACCUCCUACAAACGGCGCUACGUGGAGACGCCCCGGGUGCACAUCUCCAGCGUGCGCAGCGGCUACAGCACCGCGCGCUCCGCUUACUCCAGCUACUCGGCGCCCGUCUCCUCCUCGCUGUCCGUGCGCCGCAGCUACUCCUCCAGCUCCGGCUCCUUGAUGCCCAGUCUCGAGAACCUCGACCUGAGCCAGGUCGCCGCCAUCAGCAACGACCUCAAGUCCAUCCGCACCCAGGAGAAGGCGCAGCUGCAGGACCUCAACGACCGAUUCGCUAGCUUCAUCGAGCGCGUGCACGAGCUGGAGCAGCAGAACAAGGUCCUGGAAGCUGAGCUGCUGGUGCUGCGCCAGAAGCACUCCGAGCCGUCCCGCUUCCGGGCGCUGUACGAGCAGGAGAUCCGCGACCUGCGCCUGGCGGCGGAAGACGCCACCAACGAGAAGCAGGCGCUGCAGGGCGAGCGCGAGGGGCUGGAGGAGACUCUGCGCAACCUGCAGGCGCGCUACGAGGAGGAGGUGCUGAGCCGCGAGGACGCCGAGGGCCGGCUGAUGGAGGCGCGCAAAGGGGCCGACGAGGCGGCUCUCGCCCGCUCCGAGCUCGAGAAGCGCAUCGACAGCCUGAUGGACGAAAUCACCUUUCUGAAGAAGGUGCACGAAGAGGAGAUCGCCGAGCUGCAGGCGCAGAUCCAGUACGCCCAGAUCUCCGUGGAGAUGGACGUGUCCACCAAGCCCGACCUCUCCGCCGCGCUCAAGGACAUCCGCGCCCAGUAUGAGAAGCUGGCCGCCAAGAACAUGCAGAACGCCGAAGAGUGGUUCAAGAGCCGCUUCACCGUGCUGACCGAGAGCGCCGCCAAGAACACCGAUGCGGUGCGCGCCGCCAAGGACGAGGUGUCCGAGAGCCGCCGCCUGCUCAAGGCCAAGACCCUGGAGAUCGAAGCGUGCCGGGGCAUGAACGAAGCGCUGGAGAAGCAGCUGCAGGAGCUGGAGGACAAGCAGAACGCCGACAUUAGUGCUAUGCAGGACACGAUCAACAAAUUAGAAAAUGAACUGAGAACCACGAAGAGUGAAAUGGCAAGAUACCUGAAGGAGUACCAAGACCUUCUGAAUGUGAAGAUGGCUUUGGACAUUGAGAUUGCAGCUUACAGGAAACUCUUGGAAGGCGAGGAGACCCGGCUCAGUUUCACCAGCGUGGGAAGCAUAACCAGCGGCUACUCCCAGAGCACCCAGGUCUUUGGCCGAUCUGCCUAUGGCGGUUUACAGACCAGCUCCUACUUGAUGUCUGCCCGCUCCUUCCCGUCCUAUUACACCAGCCACGUCCAGGAGGAGCAGAUCGAGGUGGAGGAGACCAUUGAGGCUGCAAAAGCUGAGGAAGCCAAGGAGGAACCUGCCUCCGAAGGAGAAGCUGAGGAGGAGGAGAAGGAGAAGGAAGAGGCUGAGGCCGAAGCGGAGGCUGAGGCUGAGGCUGAGGCCGAGGAAGAGGAGGGCGCCCAAGAGGAAGAAGCUGCCAAGGAAGAAUCUGAGGAGGCAAAGGAGGAAGAAGAGGGAGGUGAAGGCAAGGAGGGAGAAGAAACCAAAGAAGCUGAGGAGGAGGAGAAGAAAGAUGAAGGUGCUGGCGAGGAACAAGCAACCAAGAAGAAAGAUUGAGCCCCACUCCUUCCCUUAGUUAUUCCAGGAAUCAUUCUCCCAAAAUCAGGUCAACCCCAUCACGAACCAACCAGUUGAGUUCCAGAUACUAUAUGAAUUAAGAAGUCAAUAUACGUCUAAUUCUGAGAUGACUUAGGUUGGACAUUAAACGUGCUAUGACUUUUCCUUCCGCAGAGUAUCUGUUUGCUUGCCGAGUGGCUUUCUGGCUUGCUGUCAGCCUGUGCAUGGUCCACGCUUAUGAGUUCAGGAUCUAUGGCAAUGUGAAUAAUUCAGAUGUUUACAAUACAGUAAAAAACCCACAAGUAAAUGAAUUCACUAAUGUUAAUGUUAAACUUUGUGGAAAAAAUAGUCCUUUGAACCUUUGGUGGUUAGAAAUUAAAGACCUCGAAUUAUGUGCAAUAAAUAGUAAAUAAAGUUACACUGAAUGACA